Messenger RNA from Fibroporia radiculosa, 4371 nucleotides. RefSeq lists its product as uncharacterized. Bases 1 to 4371 code for a protein of 1456 amino acids. The transcript has 12 exons. Gene Ontology annotation, molecular function: guanyl-nucleotide exchange factor activity. The record is from RefSeq and is a predicted model, not a curated record. Gene Ontology annotation, biological process: regulation of ARF protein signal transduction. Lineage: Eukaryota; Fungi; Basidiomycota; Agaricomycetes; Polyporales; Fibroporiaceae.
AUGUCAUUCUGUUCGGGGAGUGUAACGUGUGCUGAGGAUGGCCAGCGCAGGCAGCCCUCCCCGCGGUCUCCGGCCCCGCCCUCAUCCUUUCCCCCUACCUUAUACCCCGUCGCAUCUAACGACCUCAAUCCAAAUGCCGCCGUCCAGCGCCGCAUCUCACGCUCAGACUUAGACUUCGAACAGGCCCUGCGCACUGGAGGCACCGUCGUCCUCAAAGAGGGCCUCGACGUAGACUCCCUCGGCGCAGACAUCUCAAACACAUCUAUAUCCUUUUCUACUCCGUCUCCAUCUAUUCAGAAGCACUACGUGGGCCUCAAGCCCGCCACCCCCACCGUCGUCCCUCCGACCCCGUCUCCCGUGGUCAGUCCUCGUCCAGGCCCAUCUAAUUCUUCCAGGACGCGCCCGUCAUUAUUGCCGUCUUCGUCCUCGAAUGACGUGUUUUCCGACGCCCAGGACAGCGACUAUCAGACAAGACGGAGGUCGAUGUAUCGUUCACCCGGGACAGCCAGUAGCCCCGAUCUCGCUACGCUCCUCCGCAAGGCCAAGGAACGUGGAGGACCGGCGAAUAGAGAGUCCGGAAAAGCCGCUGACUCUACACUCACUCCGAACAGAGCUGCUGGAUCGAGAGGCAUGAACCGCCAGCAAUCCUCCCCUACGUCUUCGCCGCAGGCUUCGCCGGCUCCUAGAGGUAAACCCAGGUCAGAUCAGCUACUCGGAGGUGACCACGGUGGUGUUGGGAGUGUGAAUCCAGAGUGGGCAUGGACGAGUCCACGGUCAGCGGGGCCGCCAAAGAAUCCAAAAUCUUCUGUGCGAGCGAAAACAUCCGCAUUCCUAGGCAAAAUGCUUGGUUCCUCCAGCACCCGCGAGCGAUCGCGGACGAUUACAUCCUCUCCGUCUACCACUUCCAUUACGUCGUAUCCGCUCAUGGAUGCCUUUACUCCUCCAGUCCCGCCUAUCCCGCCUAAGCACCAGUCACAGUACUCUUCCCCGCGCGCUGGUCCUUCAGACGUCUUUACUGAUGCUCCCAGCACUGUUGAUAUGGACAAAAUGCUGCCACCCACGGACAGCAUACGUUCGGACCUUGAUGAUCUGUCGUUAGUCAUGGUUGAUGGGCCGCUGACCGACCGCUCACGGUCACCAUCGCCGACCAAAACCCUCAAAGAGCGUCCGUUGAACGGCAAUGCGAAGCAUGUUAAACUUCCAAGCCGGAGCAAACGGAGAAGUAUGAGUGUCAGUGAUGCGGAUAUUAAGAAAGUCAUGAAUAUGGGUGCAACAUCUACUUCGGCUCGCAUGUCGAGCGAGGCACGUACCGGAGGUCUCGGAUGGGAUUCAGCACUGAGCGGAAUCAUCUCUGACUUCAAAGGAGAACUAUCACAACUGGACCCGAUCUCCACAGGGCCGCUUGAUCUGCGCGAUCCAACCACGCCUUCGCGACGGCCGGCUCUCGCAGCCUUGCGCGCUCGUAGCGAAGACACUGCACCGCGAGGCUCACCAGCUCGCCCACCAUUGAAACUCACAACCUCCGCCCCGAUGCAGCUCCCGACGCCCAGGGUGACCCUGCAGCCCGCAGAAGGUGCACAGAAAUCAUAUUCCGCUGGUCCGUCUCUCGAGACCCGCCCGUCGGUACAGGAAGACAACACGGAAGUUGCCCUUGUCCCACCAAGAUCUAGCUCCUUACGAUCGCAAACACACACGCCCCCACGAGCUCGAUCGGGCUCGAGCGGUAUGGCUCCACGUGUAGCGUCGAUGAAGUAUGGUCCACGUGCACAGCCUAUGCGAAAUGGAACUGCGCCUGUGCUAGCACAAGCUCCCUCGCCGUCGACGAAGCGCGAUGCGGAGCGACUCCGGGUGCAGCACCGCUCGACGGCGUCGACGUCUGAGCCAUCGCUGAUCCCGGAGCGGGAGGAUGGACGUGUCCAGCCAGGCUUGUCUGCGAGCUCGCAACAGGACCUCACGACGAAUGAUCUAGUUAAUGGGCGCUUGAAUCUCCAUGCGCGUGGUUCGCCCAUGAAGAGUGAGACAGCAGAUUUGCUGGUGCGUGGUAAAGAGCUCGCUUCGCGGUGCUGGGUCGAGGACGAAGAUUUCUUGGCGAAGGACAAGAUUGCAGAGUGGCUCGGCGGACAGGGUCUCAUUAACAAGACGGCAUUGCGAUUCUAUAUGGACUACUUUGACUUCUCCGGACUACGCUUGGAUCAUGCUUUUAGACGGCUGUGCGCGAAGCUCUAUCUGAAGGCCGAGACUCAACAAUUGGAUCGGAUUCUUGAAGAAUUUGCACGGCGAUAUUUUGAUUGUAAUCCCACUACCAUUUUUGGCAGCUCAAGUGUUGUGCAUGCGGUCACCUACUCACUUUUGCUACUCAACACCGAUCUCCACGUUGCCGAGCUGACAUCACGGAUGUCCCGCGGCCAGUUUGUUCGCAAUACUAUUUCGACUAUUCAGAUGCAGCUACAGCCCAACCAGGGCUCCAAUAGCGAUCUUUCUUACGAUGACUGGACAAGCUUCCGCGCCGGUUCUGAAAGCGAUGUCGUCGGAACGACCGUGCGAUCCCGGGCCAAACGCAGCGACAGUAUCACUAGCUGGAAUAGCAUCAACACGCGGGAGGGCAUUUCAACGCCUGCACCGCUAGCAGCCCAUUCCACGGGACAACUAAGCCAGGUUUCGGACAGCGCAACACAGUCACCCAUGAAUGAGAGUGCCGUGUCUGUAGCCCUUUCUUCUGGCCAAGAAUCCAGGAACCAGGAACUGGCCUCCACACCUAUAAUGCAUGAUCGCAACUGGGAGGUGGAGGUAGAGAGCAUCCUCAAGGAAAUGUAUGCAGCCGUGAAGAGCCAGCAGAUUCUGCAGCCUAUCAAUAGUGCGUUGUUGGCGCGACCGUCCACAUCGUCGUUGAGUCCUCAUGGACCACUGCUGCGACAACGCAGUUUGCGUACCGGGCCACCUGACCGGCUGAACAAUUUGAAGCGAGGAAGUAUACGAGGCUUACAGUCGAUACUACAAGCUCAAGCUGGUGUUAGUCCGUACAGCAGCAAUAGCAGCAUCGACGGCCGGGCUAGCCCUGCACCCAGCUUCGCCAACUCCAUCGAGGGCAUUCGCAACCCUUCCACUGCAUUCCUCACACCGGCUCUUGGUUUUGCUUCUAACUUGUCACAUACCAUCAUCCGAGAGACGCAAGAAGAUGAUCAUCUCAGUUACAAGAGUGACUUGUCGGGUACCGAUGUUAGUAUUACUGACGAAGAGCUGGCGCUUCUGGGUCCACCUUGGGCCAAGGAAGGCAUGCUGUGUCGCAAGCAAUAUUGGGACUCCACGGGCAAGCGAGCAAAGUCCAAAGCAUGGAUGGACGUCUUUGUCGUCAUUCAGAAAGGCGAGCUUAGUAUGUUCGUGUUUGGAGAGCAUGGUCACGGUGGUUCGGGCGUCGUCGGCGGCGGUAACUGGCUUGAAAACGCACAGUCGGUAGGCAAAGUGCUCCUUGCCCACUCUCUUGCCCACGCGCUCCCUCCACCUGGCUACAACAGACAGCGGCCGCACUGCAUGGUUUUGACGCUUUCGAACGGCGGAGUCUAUUUUUUCCAGGCAGGUACUGAGGAAUUGGUCAACGAAUGGGUGUCGACUUGCAACUAUUGGGCCGCGCGACAAAGUAAGGAGCCCCUCGCUGGCGGUGUUUCCAACAUGGAGUACGGCUGGAACAGGGUCCUUGACCCGAUUACCCGUGUACGAUCAAUCUCCGAAGACAAUUUUUCUGUUCGCGACGGGGACGCUGAUGAUGGAGUGAGCAUUCGCAGUGGUCGCAGCGGACGGAGUGGGAAGAGUCGCAUUAGGGACAUCGCAGCCACUGUGCGGGCGGAGAAGUCACCAUGGGCUGACAGGACUUUCAUCAACGACUGGAAGCCGCCCCUCCCUCCAAGUGUACCCAGCAUGCAUGACGAGGAGACCCAGAUGGAGGCGCUGCAAAAGCACGUCACGUCUCUCAAAACCGACCUCAAGCAACAUAAUGCACUGAGAACGCCUAUGAUGAAUCUGUAUCAACCUCGUUCGUCCAACGCCACAAAAGCGAUGAGUAACUGGGAGAAAAAAUCGCAAUAUUUGCUGACCGAGAUUGUCAAGUAUGAUUCUUACAUCGACUCGCUGCAAGCGGCGAUGUCGCUCCGGCUCAGAAAGCGAGGGGAAAAGGCGAUGGAGAGAGCGCUGGUAGUAUCCAGUCCGACCGAAGGAGAAUUCCCAGAUACCGCCGCGAAGGGCAAAUGGAAGGGACAGCCUGAAGAGGAGACGAUAGAAGAGGGGGAGGAGCCGCCCGCUAGUGCUUGUCCGGAAGCUUCAUCACCUGUACACUUCCACCGCCGGGAGCUUGCUGAGACGGGUGAAUCACCAACGUGA